UAAUACUAUUAAAAAUUAUCUUGUCUAUAAUUUUUUCUUAAGAUAUUUAUCUUUAAUAAAUAUGGUCUCAUGAGGUUCUGUUUAUCUUUUCUAAAGAGCUGCUGCUGGACAUGCAUCCGGGCGUGAGGGUCCAUGUGCCCACUCUGGCCCUGCUGGGCAUGUUUUGCCGAGGUUGCCUGAGCAGAGCGCAGAGUUUGCCCCGUCGCAGCUUCAGCACUUUGCACAAGCGAAUGAGCAGGUGGAACAGUGUGGAGACCAGCAGCCCGCUACCUUCUCAGGAACACCCUCGUGUCCUCAUCACAGGUGGCCUCGGGCAGUUAGGUGUGGGGCUUGCACAAUCACUGAGAAAACUGUAUGGACAAGAGAACGUCAUCCUGUCAGACAUCAAGAAGCCUCCGCCUCAUGUUUUCACCAGUGGUCCAUUCGUAUACGCUGAUGUGUUGGACUACAAGAACCUUAGAGAGAUUAUUGUAAAUAAUCGAAUCACUUGGCUCAUCCACUACAGUGCUUUGCUCAGUGCUGUUGGCGAGGCUAAUGUGGCUUUGGCUCGCAAGAUCAACAUCACAGGCCUUCAUAACGUGCUGGACUUGGCCUUGGAGAACUGCCUGCGCCUCUUUGUCCCCAGCACCAUCGGAGCGUUUGGCCCCUCCUCUCCACGUGACCCGGCCCCAGACCUCUGUAUCCAAAGACCUCGAACCAUUUAUGGCGUGUCCAAAGUGCAUGGGGAGCUGAUGGGAGAGUAUCUCCAUCAUAAAUAUGGCCUGGACUUCCGCUGCCUACGUUACCCAGGUGUGAUAUCGGUCAACAGUUCUCCUGGAGGAGGAACCACAGACUACGCAGUUCAAAUCUUCCACGAUGCUCUCAGCACGGGUCACCACGAGUGCUACUUGCGACCUGACACUCGUCUACCCAUGAUGCACAUCUCUGACUGCCACCGUGCCACAGUGGAGUUCAUGCAGGCUCCGGAGUGCCAAAUGUCCCUGCGUACCUACAACAUAGCUGCCAUGAGUUUCACUCCGGAAGAGGUGGCCCAAGAAAUACGCAAGCAUCUCCCCCAUCUCAAGGUCACCUACAACCCAGAUCCUGUCCGCCAGACCAUUGCAGACAGCUGGCCGGUCAGGUUUGAUGACACCAACGCUCGCAGAGACUGGGGCUGGGCACCAGACUUCGGGCUUGAAGACCUGGUGUCCGACAUGUUGCACUUCAUUCGAAACAAGAGGACCAGUAAGGGUUUGCCAGUCAGCUAGCAAACCCUGCUCCACAGAGACUGACCAAUGCCCUACCCCUACACGAACAAUACACUAUCUCUCACUUCACUUUUCAGAAAGUUGUCAGCCACCUAUCCUGUGUUUCUCUGGAACAUUACAGCAAUGAGCCACGGCCUGUUUGUAAGGUGGGGAUUCAGUCAGAAGCCCUCAGAAUACAGUGGCCAUGAUGGGAUUUCACAAGCAUGCACACAGUGACACACACCUCAGUCUUUUUCAGGGAAUAAUAUGCUGUCAAAUCUUCUCUCCAUCUUUGUUGUUUGUAAUUGUGAUCGUGGUACCAGCAUCACUCAUUUGCAAAAGAAAUUGUUUUGUUAGCUUCAGUGAUUUCCAAAAAUAUCAUACAAAUCACGUGCGUGGACUCACCAGUCUGUUAAAUGUCUGUUACAAUGUCCAAUACAAUAUGGACCAGUCGCACAUUGAAAGUAUCAAAGCUGUUGGACACUUUGGUUCCAUGAUCAUCUGGAACGGCUGGCCCAGUUAGCUCUGGACUGAAAAUACACAUCAUGUUUUCUGGCUGUUUCAUAAUAUCAAGUGAAAAUCACACACUGGACAAUAACCCACUCCCCUUGCUGUGGCAUCGAACAGGAAGCCUUUAGUUUACUUUCUUCUGGCCAGCAGUGUGAUUUUGAUUAUGAAUAUGCACCAAUAACAAGCCUUAUUGACUGUAGAUUACUUUUGGAAAACUGUCUAAAAUGCAGUGUUGUUUGAAUCAGACUUUGAAUAAUAAAAAAUGUAAUUUACUUA
This is a messenger RNA of Limanda limanda (common dab), 2012 nucleotides long. RefSeq names its product L-threonine dehydrogenase 2 (gene tdh2). NCBI's taxonomy places the organism in Eukaryota, Metazoa, Chordata, Actinopteri, Pleuronectiformes, Pleuronectidae. Gene Ontology annotation, biological process: L-threonine catabolic process. The coding region runs from base 111 to 1247 and encodes 378 amino acids. The record is from RefSeq and is a predicted model, not a curated record. The transcript has 8 exons. Gene Ontology annotation, molecular function: L-threonine 3-dehydrogenase activity.